Adineta ricciae is the source of this 1356-nucleotide messenger RNA. NCBI's taxonomy places the organism in Eukaryota, Metazoa, Rotifera, Eurotatoria, Adinetida, Adinetidae. The record is from the annotation of a GenBank genome assembly.
AUGAGUGGAUUUGAAGCACUUUCGAAACCGUUGAAACCGCGAUCAGAAGUCGCUGUUCAUACCAUUCAUCCAACACUUGAAGAAAAGCCACGUUCGAAAUACAGUGUACCAGACUGGUUCAAUCAUAAUUAUGCGAUUUCCUAUGAUGCUGAACGUAGUCGAAAUGUUUCUCAUCAAGUGCGACAAGAUGGUCGACGAUUGACUAAUGAAACUUAUAACGAAUCAUGGUGGAACAAACAUGAUAACGAUGUGCGAAUUUCUGAUCGACUUGAUGAAAUUGACAAAUGGCGCAAAACACUCGAAUAUACUAUUCAAGAUAUUGAUCGAGAAAUUCAAGCCAUUCAAACAGCCAAAGAACAAUGCGAACGGUACCUUGAAUCAAUGCGUCGCCCCUUAGAUGUAGCUCUGGAAAACCAUGUGACACGCGAUGGACGUAAAGCCAUCGACAAUGUUGAUGAUGAACCCGAGCGUGAAUUGAAGAAGGAAGUAUAUGUUAUCGACGGGGUCAAACGACAACUUCAUCAACAAGUCCAAACUGCCUUCGAUCAAAUUGCUCGUCUUACCGAAGCUAAACAACAAUUAAUCCGAGAUUUGCAAGAUAAACACACUGCUUUUGCUAUCUGCGAAGAAAAUCUCCAAUUGAACGAAUUCUCACCGAACAUCAGUUAUAAACCUGAUCCAUGCCGACCAAUCAAAGGGCAAAUUACACCUGAAGAAUGGAUGGCGUUUUCAAAAUACAACAAAGAUCGCGCAGAAAAAGAAAUGUACGAAUCAACACGUCUUCGUGAAAGCAUCUUCCAUACUAUGGGACAAUCAGCUGCUGAUCUCGAAUCACAAAGUAAAGCAAGUGAAUAUGCCUUACGAAAACGUUUACACGAACUUGAACGAUCGCUCAACGAACUGGAAUGGCAAAAGAAACAGACGCAAGAAGAAAUUCUUAGCAAUGAAAACGAUAUCGAUCGUUUGGAGAAAGCUAUUCGAGAUAAGGAACCAUUGAUUAAAUUAGCAAUGACCCGACAAGAGAAUCGUCAUAGCCGUCCAGGAAUGGAUCUUGUUCGCGAUGAAGUCAGCUAUGGAUUAUGCGAUGAAAUUCAACAACUGAAAGCCGAAAAACGUGCUUUAGAAGACCAAUUAAAACAAGCGAAACAUGCAUGGAACAUUCUUCAACAAAAUUUACACCGUAUCGAAGACGAAAUUGCCGUCAAAUCCAAUUCCAUCAUGUUAGAAAAGCGCGCCCUAGAAACACGCCGUCGUCUGAACACAGAAAUCACACCGAUGACCGAAGUUGAUCGUACUCGACAACUGAUGAACAUGGACUCGAGUGGCAUUCGCCCGGUCCUUCAAUCCAUUUACUAG